Lineus longissimus is the source of this 1242-nucleotide messenger RNA. RefSeq lists its product as uncharacterized. The transcript has 5 exons. The record is from RefSeq and is a predicted model, not a curated record. Lineage: Eukaryota; Metazoa; Nemertea; Pilidiophora; Heteronemertea; Lineidae. Bases 1 to 633 code for a protein of 210 amino acids.
AUGAGUAACGAUACUCCGCCAUCAGCAGGCGUUGCUAGUAGCGCCACUACCACUGCCCCUGCAAAAUCAAGCAGAAUCACAGUGUUCCCAACACAAGCAUUCAACGUCAAUCCUACGUUGUUGGACCACUUCAACCACGCGGAGGUGAUGACCAUCCCGGAUAUUCUAAAGACACCAGAGAAGAGGAAAGUUCGACUUAGUAUUGAUGGAACAGUUACACAGGUUUCCCCAGUACAGUCCAACAAGAAUUGGAGAAGAAGGGAUAUAACCAUUAGUCAGGACUCACAGAGUGUUCGUUGUAAAUUGUGGAACGAAAAGGUGGACAUCAUUCAAGAGCAGCAUCUGAAUAAACGACUGAAAAUCGAAAACCUAGAAACUGAACAUUACAACCAAAGUGUCUCCUGUCGCAACACCCCAGAAACUGCUUUGGAAACACCUGACGAAGAAUGCCAAAAGACCUUCACAAUAAUUGCUGUCAACACGUCCACCAAAGAAAUGCUGGUAACCAUGGAUGGAGAAGAUCAAUCUUUGACGUACACCGAUGCAGUGAUCACAGAUGACGAAGACCUUCCCACUCCCAUGCAAGUAACUGGAACAAUCAAAGGACAGGAACUUGUUUACCUUGAUGUUUAAUCUAACUGUCUUGAAAAGCACAUAUCGUUAUCAUCAACAUGAUCAAAGACUACUGAUUCCAUGAUUAAGUUGGCAUCAUCAAGAAAUUAAAGAGAAUGCCAUAGAUGGAUUUGGCCUAGGAGUUAUUUGUUACAAGUAAUUGGUUUUGUCGGGUUACAAGUAACUCAUUCCGUCUUUACAUUGUAGGACCUCAAUGUUAAAGUUCAUUUAUUAAACUGGUGCGAUACCAAUAUUGCAGAUGGCAAUGACAUCAAAAAAGUUGAUUUUGGGACCUUUUGAAAAUCAUCAAAAUUCAGUAUGAGAUAAAAUGGCUAAUUUCCAAGUUGUAGUAUAGAUAUUAUGAUCCACAAAUAAAUGUCCCAUCAAAUGCAGUAAACCGCAUCAAUUUAUCACCAUCUGUUUUCGAAACAAUCCAGUUUUUCUGUGUCGAUCCAUUUACUUUUUUAAAGGAUUGUACAUUUACAUCUAUCAAUAAGAUCAAAAGUUAUUUGUAACAAAUAACCCCUAGGCCAAGUGCACACUUUGAUCUCUUAAAACUGUUGUUUGCAGAGAAGAAAAGACUCCUGUAAUUCAUUGUGCGGAUUUACAGUGUGUGUCAGCCCCACUACA